Lacerta agilis (Sand lizard) is the source of this 3418-nucleotide messenger RNA. RefSeq names its product MLLT6, PHD finger containing (gene MLLT6). Gene Ontology annotation, molecular function: histone binding; nucleosome binding. NCBI's taxonomy places the organism in Eukaryota, Metazoa, Chordata, Lepidosauria, Squamata, Lacertidae. Gene Ontology annotation, biological process: regulation of transcription by RNA polymerase II. The record is from RefSeq and is a predicted model, not a curated record. Gene Ontology annotation, cellular component: nucleus.
GGGAGAGGAGAGAGAGAAACAAGCCCGGAGAUUAUAAAAGAAGGAAGAAAAGGACGAGGAGUGACUGCGUGUUUGGAAACAACAACAUCACCAUCACCCCCCAACGACAACAAACAGUAGGGUAGGAGGAGGAAACCAGCUCAGAAGAAACUUAUGGAAGAAUGAAGGAGAUGGUGGGUGGCUGCUGCGUUUGUUCCGAUGAGCGGGGCUGGGCUGAAAACCCCCUGGUGUACUGUGAUGGGCAUGGCUGUAACGUGGCGGUGCAUCAAGCGUGCUAUGGAAUUGUUCAGGUUCCCACUGGACCGUGGUUUUGUCGAAAAUGUGAAUCCCAAGAAAGAGCCGCCAGGGUGAGGUGUGAACUGUGUCCCCACAAGGAUGGAGCAUUGAAGCGGACUGAUAAUGGAGGCUGGGCCCAUGUCGUCUGCGCUCUGUACAUUCCCGAGGUGCAAUUUGCUAAUGUUCUCACCAUGGAGCCGAUCGUUCUCCAGUAUGUACCCCACGACCGGUUCAGCAAGACUUGCUACAUCUGUGAAGAGCAGGGCAGGGAGAGCAAAGCAGCCUCUGGAGCUUGCAUGACUUGCAACCGUCACGGCUGUCGGCAAGCCUUCCAUGUCACCUGUGCUCAGAUGGCUGGGCUCCUGUGUGAAGAAGAAGUCUUGGAAGUCGACAAUGUGAAAUACUGUGGCUACUGCAAGUACCACUUCAAUAAAAUGAAGACAUCGCGCCAUUCCGGAGGUGGCGCUUUCAUAGCAGGAAGGAGGAGCCGGUCGGUGUCACCUACUCAAGAGAAGCAUGUUUCCCACCACGAGAAACCAAAGAAGAGUCGGAAGGACAAGGAAAGGCCUAAACAGAAGCACAAGAAGCAUUUGGAAUCACCCACAAGUCUCACACUGUCCUCCGCUCCCAUUGUCACUGAAAAGCAGACUUCCACCAACCACCACGAGAGUAGUAAAGAAACCACAGAGGUCAUUCGGUCGGAAGUGAAAGGCAAGAAGUCUUCAAGCCAUGGCACAAGCCACAAGGCCAAGAAGUCAGGAAGUGGGAAAAGCUCGACGGGUUUUGGCACAUCCUCUUCCAGUGGGACAUUUCCACCUGCAGGUACCUCAUGCAGCUCCUUGCCCUUCUCCCAGGACUUUGUAACCUUCCCAAAGCUGGAGCAGCAGCAGCAGCAGCAGCCAGAGGAAAAAUACCGCAAGCCUGUGUCUUCCUCCUCGUCUUCCGCUCAUUGCUCCCCGUUGUACGAAGGGCAGAAAAGCGACAUCUUUGAGCAAAAGGUGAUCUUCUCGGGUUUCGGCUCCAUCAUGCGCUUCUCCACUUCAGCCGUCAGCCAGCAGAGGGGGAACGACGCUUCCCCCGUGGACUACAAGGUCUCCAACUCUAUUGGGGGCACCUCUGGUGGAGGCGGCAGUGGUGGCAGCCACAAACGGAUGCCGUCCCUCAAUGUUGAGGAAGGAGAAGUCCUGAAGGAAAAAAAGCACAAGGCCAGCAAGAAGAGCAAACAUGGGCCAGGGAGGCCCAAAGGGAGCAAGAACAAGGAAGUCCCGGGCGCCCAGCUGGUUGGGUCCACGGCUACGUCUUCUUCGCCCUUCUCCGGAGGGUCCCUGGUCAGCUCCAGCAUCGGAGGGUCCUCUCGGUCUUUCAGCCAUGCAGCUGCGCUUCCGAGCCUCAGUAUGGAAUCUCCACUUCUGGGAUCAGGGAUCUAUACAAGUAACAAAGAUCCGAUUUCGCACGGAGGCGGGGUGCUCCGGACAGUGUGUAGCACUCCUCUCUCCUCCAGCCUCCUGGCUCAUCAAGGCACUUCGUCGCUUCCCCAGCUCACCCGCUCUCCCUUCGCUAGCACCAUCCCAACCGCCUCUUCUUCCUCCGUCUCCACAACCCAGGUGUUCUCACUGGCGGGAUCUACGUUCAGUCUCCCUUCCUCGCAUUUUGGAAGCCCCCUUACUUCUGGGCUGUCGGUCAAUCCUCUGCUGAACCAAGCUGAAAGCAACCGGACAGAAGCAGAUUUGGAAGACUGUAAUUUUGUCUGCCGAGGAUCAUCACCACAAGAAAGUCUUUCUUCCAUGUCCCCCAUCAGCAGCCUCCCCACUCUCUUUGACCAGACAGUAUCAACGAGCAGCGGGCAGCUGGAAAACGUUCCCCAGGCUACACCAAACAUUGAGCAGCUCCUGGAGAAACAGGGCAAUGGAGAAGCCGGUGUUAACAUUGUAGAAAUGCUCAAGGCCCUUCAUUCGCUGCAGAAAGAGAACCGGCUCCAGGAGCAGAUCAUGACUUUAGCGGCUAAGAAGGAGCGCCUGCAGCUUCUCAACGUCCAGCUCUCUGUCCCCUUCCCGGUCGUCACCACCAGCCACGGCCCUGCAGGCCAGGCCCAGUACAUCCUGGCCUCCAAUGCGUGCAACAGCGACCCGUUGAGUAUCAGCAAGAGCCCUCCUUGCAAGAACAGCUUUGGCAUCGAAAACUCUCUCUCCACUUCCUCCGAGGAUCCUCACUCCGGCUGCCCCAGCAGAAGCAGCUCCUCCCUCUCCUUCCACAGCACGCCCCCGCUGCCCUUGCUGCAGCAGAGCCCUGCCUCCCUCCCAAUGACGACUGGGGUGCAACAGCCGCCGCCAGUGAAUGGCUUGGCCAGGGCAAUGGGGACUGUCCACGGGGGAGGCACCCCUGCCAAUCACAGCCUGGUGGACGGUCUGCUCGGGAGCCUGGCGGGAGGGCAGCAGGUACCCAUCAACGGCAUCCUGGGAGGUCUGAAUGGAGCAGUGGCCACCCAGGCCCAGAAUCCCCUCUUGGCGCAAAGCAGUGGGCCCCCAAACCUGCAGCUCUCUAGCAGCCAAAGCAGCAUGGCUAGCACAAGCCACCUGACUGAGCAGCAGCAGCAGCUGCUCAGCCAGCAUGAGCUCCAGCUCCAGCAACUGCAGCAGCUCCUGACUUCGCAGCCACUCAACCCGGAGCAGCAGGCUUUGGUAUUCCAGAUGAUUCAACAAAUUCAGCAGAAGAGGGAGCUGCAGCGGCUCCAGAUGGCCAGCUCCUCCCAGCUGUCCAUGACUGGCCUCGGGCCGGCUACCUCCACAUCCCUCCUCCACUCCAAUGCCCCUGCAGCUUCAGUUGCCAACAGCAACCUCCUGGCCUCCAUUUCCCCUCAGCAGCUUAAUCCGGGAAGUUCCUUGAUGGCUUCCCCAUCACUCAGCACCAGUGGGAACAGCCUGAUGUCAGCUGCAGCAGGGGUAACUAUCCCACCUGUCCUCACUGCACAAACCAACCCUUUCCUCAACCUGCAAGGUGACAACAGCAGCCAGAAAGGAAUGGGCAUGAACGAAAAGGGAGGUGCUCCAGUUCAGGACAAAGGUUAACUUGGGUGAUACCGGGCUGCUCUCUGCUAUAGGAAAGCAAUCUGUGCCUGAGCCACAGAUCCCGAGACGUAGAGCAA